UUGCGGUCCACUUCGCGACCUAUUUGAAACAGUAUUGUUUCGCAAUUUCCUAGUGUAUAUUGUUAAAUAUUGUUAUUGUUAGUGAGUGAUUUAAGUGUGUGCGAGAAGUGCCCAGAGAAAUGUAAGAGAAUUGAUUUUAAUUAAUGUUCAGCGAGGGAACGCGAUCCUCGUCUCCAUGGUGAUCUUGUUAUUAUUUGAUUGUUUGUGUGUGUGUCAGGGAGGCGGCGAUACGGAGAUGUCGAAGGACGGUAGGAUCCAGAUGAAGAUGUCCCCGAGCAAGAACUCGAGCCACGUGGUGGGAACGAGCAGCAAGUCUACAGCCCCCAAGUCCAUACUGACGUCGAAGGUGGCGGCCACCGUGAAGAUCAUCCACUACGGCGUCGACGUGACACCGAGGUUCAUCAAUCCGCUGAACUACAAGGGGGCCAAGGAGCGACCGAUGACCGAGAUGCACGUGAUCGCGGCAGCCGGUGGCGGCGGUACCUUCAGCAAACUCUUUCACACCGAGUCGACGUUGAAACUGCAGUCGGAGCUGCGACAGACGAGCACGCGUGGCGAGAGCUUCUACGGCGGUGGCGGCGGCGGUUACUCCAACUUCUCCACGGAACCGAGCCACGUGGACAAUCUGCUGAAUUCGGAGGAAUCGUUUCAGCCGCAGAAGGCGUACUCGGAAGGCUACCUGACACCGCUGCCCGACGUUGACGAUAUGCCUGGGUACAUCUCGCUCACCCUCCACGAGACGGACACGAUCAUCAUCUUCGAGAUGGGAAGCGCGACAGCUACCAAAGACACGCCAGAAGGUAUCGAAGCGGAGGCGGAGAACAAGCAGUACGAGUACAUCACCGUGGGUAAAGGAAAAAAUCGGAAGGUCGUGGAUGCGGAGGUUCAGACGACUUCGGUGCUGCAGAAAUCGCGAGAGACGGAUUGCAAGAGGAUGAGGCAAGCAGACGAUUACAGUUUCGCCUCGCUCUGGGACAUGUACGACACUUUUCAGGAUCAGGGCAACGCGAAGAAGAACGUGGUCUCGGUGCUUUCGUCGCUCUCUGUGGACAGCAUCGCCACCAACAAGGAGGAAAGGGAAUGGUUGGCGCUGACGAAGAGCGACGUGUUUCAGGAUGCCGUCCGCAUGAUGCAGCGGAUCUUGUCGAACAACGUCUUCGGUGAGGAGCAGAAGAGGUUCAGAGGGUUGAACGAUCCGAGCCCGUUCAGGGAGAACAUCGAGUUCAAGUACACUUUGAGCUUGAUGUGGACGUUCUCCAACGACGACACCAAAGGAAGAUGCGUGACUUGCCUAUGUUGGAAUCCGAAGAACAAAGAUAUCUUGGCUGUUGGAUAUGGUAAAUUCUUUUACGACGACGAAACCGAUGGGUUGGUUUUACUGUGGAACAUCAAGAACAACGUGCAGCCGGAACGGUACUACAGCUUUCCGACGCCUGUGACCUCCCUGGACUUUUCCAAGCAGUAUCCGAACCUUCUGGCGGUCGGCUUCUACGAUGGAUUCAUUAAAGUCUUGGACGUAAGCCAUGCCGAUUGUAAAUUGAUGGGGGUUUGCGAUAAACAGGCGUGUCAACUGUUUGAGCCCAUCUGGCAAGUGCACUGGUACACGGAUCACGACUACUACAAAGGUCAAGAGUUUCUGGCUGCGACGUGUCAGGAUGGGAAGAUCUUCAAGUUCUGCAUCAACCUGCAGAACGUGUUCAUGCUGCACAGCCACAUGAUGAAGAUCACCAUCGCCGAGGGUAAGCUGAAGGGCAUCGAGACGCUGCGGAAGUGCACCACGAAGAUAAUACCUUUGGCUAGACACUCGCCAGCGCUGAUCUAUUCGCCACAUCCCGUCGAUCCGAACAUCUACUACAUCGGCACCGGGGAGGGCGUCGUGCACACCUGCUCCAAGAACUACUUCCAUCAGCAUCUCGAUCUGUUCCUCGCGCACGACGGGCCGAUGUACAACAUCGUGCACUCGCCGUUCUGCAAUAAACUUUUCCUGACGUGCGGCGACGAUUGGGCGAUCCGUCUGUGGGCGGACACAAUUUCGGAGCCGCUCUUCGAGAUCAAAAAGAAGAUGGCCGGGGUGCAGGGCGUGUCCUGGAGCCCCUCCCAUUCGACGAUCAUCGCCAGCAUCUCCGGUUCGGAGAUCUUCGUGUGGGAUCUGCAACGGAAGACGUACGAUUCGCAGAGCACGACGAACUCUCCGACGAAGUCGCGCAACACCAUCAUCGAGUUCACGCACGACGGCAGAUGUCUGCUCGUCGCGGACAUCGACGGAAACGUGCACGUCUUCGCCUUGGACGACAUGCCGUUUCCUGCAUUCUUCCAAGAGAAUUUGCUCACGCAGAGCAUCAAGCGCGCUCUGGUCACCAGACCGGAUCUUCUAAAUAGGAUAGACAAAUUGGGCAGUCUCAACUACGACUCCGCCCAAUACGAAAAGUACAAAUGA
Messenger RNA from Nicrophorus vespilloides, 2437 nucleotides. Its product is annotated as WD repeat-containing protein 78-like. Gene Ontology annotation, molecular function: dynein heavy chain binding; dynein light chain binding. Gene Ontology annotation, cellular component: axonemal dynein complex. Gene Ontology annotation, biological process: cilium movement. The record is from RefSeq and is a predicted model, not a curated record. The coding region runs from base 176 to 2437 and encodes 753 amino acids. NCBI's taxonomy places the organism in Eukaryota, Metazoa, Arthropoda, Insecta, Coleoptera, Silphidae. The transcript is spliced from 3 exons.